Messenger RNA from Contarinia nasturtii (swede midge), 1636 nucleotides. Its product is annotated as phospholipase A1-like. The transcript is spliced from 10 exons. NCBI's taxonomy places the organism in Eukaryota, Metazoa, Arthropoda, Insecta, Diptera, Cecidomyiidae. Gene Ontology annotation, molecular function: lipase activity. The record is from RefSeq and is a predicted model, not a curated record. Bases 543 to 1550 code for a protein of 335 amino acids.
GCACAGUGCACACCGUUGUUCACACACUGUUUCCGUAUCCUCUGUAAACACUUGGUCAUUUCAAACGAUGUUCUCAACCGAGGUGGUUCGUUUGUCAGCUGUUAAUAAGUGAAUAUAGUUUUUUUUCUCAUUGAAAUAACAACAAAAUUCCGAAAGAAAAUCAAAUCUCAUACAAAGUAAACUUGCAGAUUUUUCCAUCGAUCGAUUUUUGUACAUACGGACAAGCGUUUAUUUUCUUUUCUAUAAUACAUUUUAUCGACUAAUUGACAAAUAAAAUCGAGUGUUUUAUGUGCUUUCAAAAGGAUAAUUUUGCAAGUGUGAUUCCCUAUAAAUAUGAAUUUUCGCGUGUGUAUCGCUAAGGAUAAUCGUUUGCUAUAGAAGUGAAAAUAAAAUCACCGAUUUUAUGACAUUGUCCUGUUUGUUAAAUUGAAAUUCAUAGUGUUGGCUAAGUGUGUGCGUGUGAGUGCGUGUGUUUCGAAGUGAUUUUCGGACAACGGAAAAUGAACAUUUUUUGGGUGUAUCGAACAAAUUGAUUGCUGAUUAUGAAUUUUCUAUGCGGUUGUUUGGCAUUAUUACUUUUCAUUCAUGCCGCAGCUGCGUUCUUGGGAACUGGAUUAUUGGAUAUAAACCUUUUCAAAUGCAUGCGACGAAAAAGUUUCUCAUGUCCACACGAAGAUAUCGAUUUCAUACUGCAUACACCAAAAAUUCCCGAUGGAAGAUACGUGGAUGUGCGAAAACCAUCGACAUUUGUGAAUUUCCGGCCGCAUGAAGAGACGGCAUUCAUUGUGCACGGUUUUAAUGGCACAGCCCGUGAUAAACAUAUGCGAUACUUGAAAGACGCAUAUUUGUCGAGAGGGUUCAAUGUGGUUUUAGUGGACUGGAAAAAAUUAACGUACUAUCCGUGCUAUUUUUCCGCCUUGGGGAACACAAAACUCGUGGCCCAAUGUACAGCACAGGUAUACGCAUACUUAACCUACAGAGGCUCAGAUAACUCUCAAAUGACAUGUGUCGGACAUUCGUUAGGUGCUCAUAUAUGCGGCAUGGUUUCAAAUCAUUUGACAUCUAAACAGCAUAAAAUUAUCGGAUUGGACCCUGCGCGACCUUUAAUCGAACGGCAUGCAUCGCAUGGCUAUCGUUUGACGCGAGAUGAUGCCAAUGUUGUGCAAAUUAUUCACACAAAUGCAGGAACAUUGGGACAACAAUCGUUAACGGGUUCGCUGGACUUAUGUAUUAAUGGAGGAAGUUUACAACCAUUUUGCCGUCGCGGUUUACGAUUAAAUCGAAAUCGAUGUAGCCAUUUCUUAAGUGUAUGUUAUUUAGCCAAUGCAAUAUUCAAACACAAAUUGUUCCCAUACAAAGCGUGCCCAAAAGGUUGCGUCAAGAACAAUUCACCAUUAUUCGGCCUAACCAGAUAUACAUUCAAACCAAUGCAAUACUCUAGUCUGAUCAAAUUAAUGCACAUUGGACAAGAUGUACCUGAAGAAACGACCGGCUCAUACUGCGUCCAAGUAGAUUUUGCCAAACAUUGUCCAUUUAAUGAAGACGACUGAAAUCCGUUGUAUUUUGUUUGAGUUUUAAAAAUGUUUGUUCGAAAUCGAUAUUUAAUAAAGUUCGCAAUUAGAUUUAGUUAAAACAA